CAAGAGUUUUAACCGCGGCGCGAUGGCUUCCGUGCUAGCGUACCCGAAGGAACUCUACGAUUACGUCUGGUCGCUCCGAGACACGCGGAUAGACGCGUGGGACAGCAACAUCACCAGGGGCAGCUUCGUCAUACCGCUGAUCAUCAGCUACGUGUACGUAGCCAAGGUAGGCGGCCCCUGGUGGAUGAGAGAUCGCAAGCCUUACGACGUCAAACGAGGCAUCCUGGCGUACAACGCCUUCACUGCGCUCGCGAACGCCUACUUUCUGUACCGCAUGUUGCCGCUGACUCUCUUCGGCGGCGGAUACAGCUUCCUCUGCCAGCCAAUCGGCACCGACUGCGAGCGCGACAUGGCCGUCGUCAGCCUGAACUGGUGGUACUUCGUGGUGCGCCUCGCCGACUUCCUGGACACCAUGUUCUUCGUGGCCCGCAAGAAGUACACGCACAUCACUCAGCUUCACGUGUCGCACCACGCCCUUGUUGUGCUCGACGGCUGGAUCUGGCUCAACUUCGGCAGCGACGGUCAGGCCGUGCUCGGUACGUGCGUCAACGCGUUCGUGCACGUCAUCAUGUACACGUACUACUUCCUGGCUGCCCUCGGUCCCCGCGUGCAGAAGUACCUCUGGUGGAAGAAGUACCUCACCACCAUCCAGAUCGUGCAACUCGUGGUGCUCUUCGUCCACUCGUCCCUGCCUUUGUUCUUCGAGUGCGGCUACCCGAAAUUGCUGUGCUGCGUCGAGAUGGCCCAGCUUGUGCUGUUCAUUGUUCUGUUCACGAACUUCUACUUGAAGACUUAUAGGGCCGGCGGGAGGUCGGGACCACCGCUGGCCGAAAAGACGAAGGAGAAAGGUCAAUGAAACGC
Messenger RNA from Rhipicephalus sanguineus (brown dog tick), 861 nucleotides. RefSeq names its product elongation of very long chain fatty acids protein 4. Gene Ontology annotation, cellular component: endoplasmic reticulum membrane. Lineage: Eukaryota; Metazoa; Arthropoda; Arachnida; Ixodida; Ixodidae. The record is from RefSeq and is a predicted model, not a curated record. The transcript has a single exon. Gene Ontology annotation, molecular function: fatty acid elongase activity. Gene Ontology annotation, biological process: fatty acid elongation, saturated fatty acid; fatty acid elongation, monounsaturated fatty acid; very long-chain fatty acid biosynthetic process. The coding region runs from base 23 to 856 and encodes 277 amino acids.